Molecule: messenger RNA, 1572 nt
Organism: Aspergillus calidoustus
Lineage: Eukaryota; Fungi; Ascomycota; Eurotiomycetes; Eurotiales; Aspergillaceae
Source: the annotation of a GenBank genome assembly
AUGGCAAAUGACAAGGUCAUGCAGCAUGAUACCCCUACCCACCGUGUGCCUCCCAGCACUGUUCCCUGGUGGCAGCAGAGGAACCUUCGACAAUUGUACCUCUUGAUGAUCAUUCUCUUCCUCGCGUCGACUAGUCUAGGUUACGAUGCCAGUCUCCUAAACGGUUUGCAGACGAUGGAUACCUGGGCAGAGUACUUCAACGACCCCCAAGGCAGCCGCCUCGGUCUCUUUGGCGCCCUCCCCGGAAUCGGCACCUUGGCCGUCUUCCUCGUGGCCCCCUACCUCAGCGACGGGCUCGGCCGCCGCAUCGGAACCGCCAUCGGCUGCGCAAUCAUCGUCCUCGGCGCACUGAUCCAGACAUUCCCACCAACCGACAACCCAGACCCGAUGUAUCUCGCCGGCCGCAUCCUCGUCGGUAUCGGCUCUGGGAUCUGCAACGGGGCGUGUCCGCUGCUCAUCACCGAGGUCGCGCACCCGGAUCAUCGCGGGAAGAUCACGACGAUCUACAAUACGCUCUGGUACUUGGGUGCGAUUGUCGCGGCGUGGUCUGCAUUUGGAACCCUCGAGAAUCUAACUGGGGAUCUCCAGUGGCGCAUUCCGACGGCGCUGCAGGCUGCCAUGCCUGGCAUCCAGCUGGCCGCCAUCUGGCUCCUGCCCGAGAGCCCGCGAUGGCUCAUCAGCAAGGGGAAACUGGAGCAAGCGCGGAACGUGCUCGUAAAAUACCACGGCAACGGGGACGAAAACGACGCCUUUGUGCGAUGGGAAUUCGCCGAGAUCCGCGAGACGCUCCGCCUCGAACAAGAGGCUGCAGCGACGGGGUGGGCGGAGCUGGUCCGCACGCGCGGGAACCGUAAGCGGUGCCUGCUCAUCAUCCUGACGGCCAUCUUCUCGCAAUGCAGCGGAAACGAGCUGGUGAGUUAUUACCUCUCCCAAGUCCUGAACACCAUCGGGAUCCGCAACCCGACCGAACAGGCCAAGAUCAACGGCGGGCUGACCAUCUGGUGUCUCGUCGUCUCGCUCGCGGCGGCCUUUCUCGUCGACCGCUUCGGCCGCAAGACGCUCUUCAUGUUCGCGGCCGUGGGGAUGCUCGUCUCCUUUUCCAUCUGGACGGCCUGUUCGGCCGUCUACGAGAAGACCGAGUCUGCGCCCGCGGGCCGCGCAGUCCUGGCAAUGAUCUUCCUCUUCUACGGCGCGGCGGGCGCAGCCUGGCCCGGGUUGACGGUUGCGUACACGGUCGAGAUCCUUCCCUUCAAUAUCCGCGCAAAGGGACUAACGCUGUGUACGUGCGUCGCGGCGCUCGCGGGGAUCUAUAAUCAGUAUGUGAACCCGUUGGGCCUGGCGGCUUUGCAGUGGCGGUUUUAUUUCGUCUAUGUGGCGGUUCUCGUGGUCGAGUGUGUGGUUAUCUGGUUCUAUUUUGUGGAGACGAGGGGGCCAACGCUUGAGGAGAUUGCGGUGCUCUUUGAUGGGGAGGGUGCGAGGCUUGGAGGGGUGGGGAUUUCGUCUGCAAAGGACGAGGGGGAGCAGGCGGCCUCGUAUCAUGCCGAGCAUGGCGAGAGGGGUGAGAAGCCUUGA